Molecule: messenger RNA, 2921 nt
Organism: Engraulis encrasicolus (European anchovy)
Lineage: Eukaryota; Metazoa; Chordata; Actinopteri; Clupeiformes; Engraulidae
Product: nucleobindin-2-like
Exons: 14
Coding region: 109-1458 (449 amino acids)
Cellular component (GO): endoplasmic reticulum-Golgi intermediate compartment; extracellular exosome
Molecular function (GO): calcium ion binding
Source: RefSeq, a predicted model, not a curated record
AGGCUUCAUCCCCGAGCCAGACAGACUUGCGGGUGACAGGUGGACACAAGGUGUAAGCAGCAGAUAUUUACAAUUUCCCAAAGUUUAGGAGGCGAAACAUAGAAAGAGAUGUGGACGAGUAGAGGACCACGGCAUCACUUGUGGCUGUGGCUGUGUGUGUGCGUGUGGCUGUGUAUUCACGCUGUGCCCAUCGCCGUGGACAAGACUAAGAUCGAUCCCCCCGCAGAUAAACUGGACCCACCAGAGAGUACAGACACUGGACUUCACUAUGACCGCUACCUCCGAGAAGUGAUUGACUUUCUGGAGAAGGACCCCCACUUCAGGGAGAAACUCCACAACACUGACAUGGACUCCAUUAAGGAAGGUAAGCUGGCGAAGGAGCUGGACUUCGUGAGCCACCACGUGAGGACCAAACUGGACGAGCUGAAGAGACAGGAAGUGAACAGACUACGCACACUCAUCAAGGCCAAGCAAGACAUGGAGGGGGGAAAAGGUAUGACUGUGGACUACGAGGCCCUCCUGCGCCAGUUUGAACAUCUCAACCACAUGAACCCGCACACCUUCGAGGUGGAGGACCUGGAUCGCCUCAUUAAGUCGGCCACAAGUGACCUGGAGAACUAUGACAAGAGCCGGCAUGAGGACUUCAAGCAGUACGAGAUGCGGAAGGAGCAUGACAGGAGGGAGCACCUGAAGACGUUAGACGACGAGACGCGCAGGAAGGAGGAGGAGCACUACGAGGAGAUGAGGAAGAAGCACGCCGACCACCCGAAAGUCAACCACCCUGGCAGUCAGGACCAGCUUAAAGAGGUCUGGGAAGAGACGGAUGGUUUGGACCCGGAGGACUUUGACCCAAAAACCUUUUUCAGCUUACAUGAUACUAAUGGUGAUGGCUUUUUCGACGAGCAGGAGCUCGAGGCUCUCUUCACUAAAGAGCUGGAGAAGAUGUAUGACCCUAACCAAGAGGAGGACGACAUGAUUGAGAUGGAGGAGGAGCGGCUGAGGAUGAGGGAGCACGUCAUGAACGAGGUGGACACCAAUAAGGACCGGCUGGUGUCGCUGCAGGAGUUCAUGACCGCCACCAAGAGGAAGGAGUUUCUGGACACCGACCCCUGGGAGACCCUAGAGCAGGGCCAGAUGUACACGGAGGAGGAGAUGCGUGAGUUCGAGGAGCACCUGGCGCGCGAGGAGAGCGAUCUGAACCACAAGUCAGUAGAGCUGCAGAGGCAGAGAGAGGAGCUGGAGAAACAGCAGCAGCAGCUCAACGCACAGAAGGAGGAACUGCAACAGGCUAUGGAACACAUGGACAAGUUGAAACAGCAGAACCAACCGGACGAAGCUGCAUCAGAGGUCAAAGUGCACCUGAUGCCUGGUGGUGAGGGAGUGAUGCCCGCCUCCCUGCCCGGUGACAGCCAGGCCCUGCCAGCAGGCCAUCAGCAGGGCACACCCCUGCACUCUUAGCCACACCCACACCCACACCCAGGGCUGGACUGGCCAUCUGGCAUACUGGGCAAUUCCCGGUGGGCCCCCGCACCCUCGGGGGCCCCAUAUUUUCAGGGGUGAGUUUCUCAAAAGAGAAGUUGUUAGCCUGUUAGCAACUUCGGUAGUUGCCAAUGGGAAAAUGCAUUGAAAAUUACAAAGUAGCCCAGAAAUGUAAAAAAAAAUAAAAAAAAUUCAUAGGGGCCCACGAGGGUGCAGGGGCCCACCGGUGAGUCAGUUCUGCGCCCCUAAUUAUUAGUUGGGGGGCCUUUGAGCCAAAAGUGCCCGGGCCCUAUUUCUCCCCCAGUCCAGCCCUGGCCACACCCAUGCUGUUGGAGUGAGUGAAUGAAUGUAAUGAGUGUAAUGAGUAAUGAGUGUUUGUGUUUAUCUUGGCAUAUGGCUACUGUAUUCUUUGUAUUUGUGUGUGUGUGUGUGUGUGUGUGUGUGUGUGUGUGUGUGUGUGUGUGUGUGUGUGUGUGUGUGUGUGUGUGUGUGUGUGUGUGUGUGUGUGUGUGUGUGUGUGUGUGUGUGUGUGUGUGUGUGUGUGUGUCUGCGCGUGACGUGUAUGUUUGUGUGUUUGUGUUAAAGAGUAAGUUUAUCGAAAAUCGAAACUAAGGUCCAAACUGUUUUUCUAAAUCUACAUCUCAAAGCCUUUGUUUUAUUUAUAUAUAUAUAUAAAAAAAACAUUUCACAAUCUGCCACACAACACUGUUAAAGAAUGUGAAGAUGCCUUUGGCAAGGUACUACAUCCCUGAUAAAAUGAAAGUUUAAUUCAGACGGCAAAAUGUAAUGCAGAGUAAAUAAGCAAGAUGUUUACAGAGUAACUAAAAUGUGAAUACUACUCAUGUUACUGAGGGAGGGAGGUCAAACUAAGCAGAGAUAAGAGGGUAGAAUGAGAUUACUCAUCUACUGUAAGACAAAGACACGUGAGAGAGAGGAGAGACUGAGGUGUGCAGGUCAUGAAUGUAAUGUUGUGUGUGUGUGUGUGUGUGUGUGUGUGUGUGUGUGUGUGUGUGUGUGUGUGUGUGUGUGUGUGUGUGUGUGUGUGUGUGUGUGUGUGUGUGUGUGUGUGUGUGUGCGCGCGUGUGUGCAUGCGAGUGGAUACACUUUUGUCACUGAGUUUUGUAUGUGUGUGUACAUGUGUGCACACUACAGUAUGUGAUUGUCGCUACUGAUUGUUACUGCUUCAGUUGCACUGUCUUUAUUCACCCACCAAACCAAACUUAUAGGUGUCAGUCUCACUUCUUCAAAAGUACUGUUAAAACCUCUUGGUCUAUUUCUUGCACUUUUUGUUUGAUGUCAUCUGAUGCAAAAACAGAGAAUUGUGUGCAGACAGGCAGGUUUUGCAUAAUGUUUGAUGUUUCUGUUCUGUUCUUUUGUUGUUUUGUUUGUUGUGUUAUGAAGUUGUUGCAGAUGUGCGUAUUAAAUCACUGAUUGAAGCUCAA